UGCCAACCUUCCAUUGGAUGUGCAGUGGAAUGAUUUGGAUUACGCAGACAAGCGAAGGAUUUUCACUUUUGAUCCCUGUUGAUUUGGUGACCUCCCAGAGAUGGUGGAAGAAUUCCAUAGGCGAGGCAUGAAGUACAUCCUUAUUCUGAUGGCAGCAAAAGCCUCUCAGCUUCUGACUGCUGUGCUCUGCUGGUUUCUGCCCCAGGACCCAGGGAUCAGUAGCACUAGCCCCACUGAAAAUUACCCUCCCUUUGAUGAUGGCCUGAAACGAGACGUCUUCAUUAAAAAUGUCACAGGACACAUUUUGAUCGGGAAGGUUUGGCCUGGCCCUACAGCCUUCCCUGACUUCACCAACCCAGAGACCAGACAGUGGUGGGAAGACUGCAUCAGAGGUUUUCAUUCUAAAGUGCCUGUGGAUGGACUGUGGAUUGAUAUGAAUGAACCAGCCAAUUUUGUCCAGGGCUCAAUGGAGGGCUGUCCUCACACUGAUCUUGAAGACCCGCCUUACACACCUAGAGUAGUCGGCGGGGAGUUGAACUCGGGAACUCUCUGCAUGUCAGCUCAGCGGAGGCAAUCCACUCACUACAACCUGCACAAUAUGUACGGACUGACAGAAGCAUAUGCCACAAACAGAGCUCUUGCAAAGGUACGAGGGAAGAGGCCUUUUGUCCUGUCUCGCUCCUCUUACUCUGGCAUCGGACGCUUCUCUGGAGUGUGGACAGGUGAUGUCAGGAGUGACUGGGAGCAGCUGCGAUUCUCCAUCCCUGCUGUGCUGCAGUUUAGCCUGUUCGGGGUUCCUCUGGUGGGCGUGGACAUCUGUGGAUUUGAAGGCAACACCACUGAGGAACUGUGUGUACGAUGGAUGCAGCUUGGGGCCUUUUACCCCUUUAUGAGGGACCACCAUGACAACUUCAAUGCUGUGAGAUCCAAACACUGUUUCUGUUGA
Molecule: messenger RNA, 946 nt
Organism: Solea senegalensis (Senegalese sole)
Lineage: Eukaryota; Metazoa; Chordata; Actinopteri; Pleuronectiformes; Soleidae
Product: lysosomal alpha-glucosidase-like
Exons: 8
Coding region: 101-946 (281 amino acids)
Biological process (GO): lysosome organization; glycogen catabolic process
Cellular component (GO): lysosomal membrane
Molecular function (GO): alpha-1,4-glucosidase activity
Source: RefSeq, a predicted model, not a curated record